Messenger RNA from Puccinia triticina, 1413 nucleotides. RefSeq lists its product as uncharacterized. The record is from RefSeq and is a predicted model, not a curated record. The transcript is spliced from 6 exons. Gene Ontology annotation, biological process: transmembrane transport. NCBI's taxonomy places the organism in Eukaryota, Fungi, Basidiomycota, Pucciniomycetes, Pucciniales, Pucciniaceae. Bases 1 to 1413 code for a protein of 470 amino acids. Gene Ontology annotation, molecular function: transmembrane transporter activity.
AUGCUCAAAAAACUGCCCUGGGGUUUCCACUGGCGCUCAUCCAAGUACUUUAUUUUGACGGUAGUGAUCAUCAGUCUCUUCCUAGACUUGUUUCUGUAUGGCCUUAUUGUCCCCGUGCUGCCAUUUAUCCUUCACGACAGACUCCAUCUCCCGCCAGACCGUCUCCAGAUUGCAGCAAGCAUCCUCCUGGCCUCCCACGCGGUCGCCACCUUCUUGACUGCCCCGCUGAUCGGGCUUUCUAUCGACGGCUCCCUCUCAAGGAGGCAUGGAUUCCUGCUGGGGCUCGUCGUCACUCUAGGCGCAACCGUCUUUCUGUGUUUUGGAAACAGCUUAUGGCAGCUGAUCAUAGCCCGACUCCUCCAAGGCGCCAGUGCUGCUAUCGUCUGGAUUGUCGGUUUGGCCAUCGUUACCGACACUGUGCCGCCGGAUCACCUGGGGAAAGCACUGGGCACAGUUUACAGUGCCACAACACUGGGCGCAUUGUUAUCUCCAACCAUCGGUGGCUUGGUCUACACCAAAUUCGGAUACUAUCCCGUCUAUUAUCUCGCGGGGGCACUGUUAUCAAUUGACAUCGUGCUCCGGAUAUUGGUGAUUGACAAAGAAGAAGCGGUCAAUUUCAUCGACUCUCCGGCGGGAAUUGCACAACUUCCGUCGAUAGAAGCCGACGAACGAUCGCUGUUGCUUGGCUCAAACGAAAACCGCCGGCCGGAGCCAGUUCCCCCGGGGGACAUCCAGGACGAAGAAGAAAGAGGCCGUUCCAAGUCAAGUGCGCUUCAACCUAGCACUUCCCCAAAACACUGUUGCCCAAUCAUCACCAUUCUAGCCGACCCCCGAUUACUGGCCGCCACCUUUGUCACCUUCACCCACGCCUGUCUUGUGGGCAUGUUCAACGCGACUCUGCCCAUCCAUGUCCAAACAGUAUUCGGAAUGUCCUCGCUCGAAUCCGGCCUGCUAUUUAUAGCCAUAGAGCUACCCUACGUCUUCUGUGGCCCAGCCAUUGGAUGGUAUGUGGAUUACGCCGGACCUCGAGGCCCUGCGAGCAUGGGCUCGCUCUUGCUGGUCCCCUCCUUACUGCUCUUGCGCGUCCCCAAAGCGAUCCAGGACCUUCCGCUCUUGGUCAUCCUUUUGGCUCUCAACGGAACCGGCCUCUCUGCGGCCAGCUCCUCGGCCUUUGUCCAAGCCAACAAGAUCGGCCGAGAACGUCACUUGGAGAAUCCCGUUCUCUUCGGGAGCAAAGGUCCCUACGGCCAGCUCUACGCGCUCAACAACAUCUUAUACAGCCUGGGUAUGACCGUAGGACCCUUAGCAGCUGGUGCCCUCAGCAGUCGCUUCGGUUAUGGGAAUGCUAUGGCCGUCAUGUCUUGCCAGGCAUUGUUGGCAGCUAUUAUCUCACGCGCAUGGAUGGAAAGAUGA